This is a messenger RNA of Paramormyrops kingsleyae, 7136 nucleotides long. Its product is annotated as FERM and PDZ domain-containing protein 1-like. The record is from RefSeq and is a predicted model, not a curated record. Gene Ontology annotation, molecular function: protein binding. Gene Ontology annotation, cellular component: cytoskeleton. Lineage: Eukaryota; Metazoa; Chordata; Actinopteri; Osteoglossiformes; Mormyridae.
AAAUACGCAACAGCCCUAAAAUCAUAUGACAUCAGCACACCUAAAUCCGGUUCAUAGCCUGGUUUUUUAUUCAUACAAGGCAUAGACUGUAAAAGCACCGACGGAAGGAAUAAUAUCGCCAGGCUAAUCACCAUGACCUCUCCCUAUUACAUUUCUAAUGCAGUGACGUGCCCAGAUCAUUCUGUACAUUUCAGGGUCGUUUUCCGGGGAGUAUCUAUUUCAUGGUGCGCAACGGAUACACCGCAAUAAGCACAGCAAACAUUGGAUGCUAUUUCGGCGUCCGUGGUAUCAGUGCAAAAGAUUCGUACCAGUGAAACUGCUUAGCGGCCUGGACAGCAGAGAAACAUACAGCGGCAAAGGACUUAAAUGAAAAAGAAAUAAACGCUGGAAAAGCACCUUCAUUUUACAGCCUGGCGGAAAGGGUGCGUGGGGAACUUUGACUGUCUAUACAUAUAAGAUUGGCCGCGACCCUAAACAGGGAGCAACGCCAGCCGGCCCCCAUGAGCACAAGGACCGCCCUCCAGCCCUCCUCAGCCAAUCCGCAGAGGUGGGCGGAGCCCAUGCGCGGCAUCACAGUCAGCGUUCCCAGAGGGCGAUUCCGGAGGCCACAGGUCACACCGAGCUGAAUGGAGGAGAAGGAGAGGAGCCUCUCGCCCUCGCGGCGGGCCAGCCGCGUGGAGCAGGUGGUCGGCCGCUGGCUGCGACGUUCCCGCGACUCCAACAGCAGAGAGAGGGCAGCUGGGGAGGGCAAGUUUGGGACUCCAGUUGGUGCUGUGGCCGCCCCCAUCAAACUGACCGUGAAGCUUGCAAGGGACCCACGCUUGGACUCCCAUGGAUUCGAGAUCUCAGAUCAGUGCCCCCUGCUGGUCACAGAGGUUACUGCAGGCGGCCCGGCGGAUGGCAGGCUCGUCCAAGGAGACCAGGUGCUAACGAUUAACAACAUCGUGACGGACGACCUGUCCGCCGAGCAGGCUGCUGAAAUCAUCAGGGAAUCAUGGGAUUGUGUGACGCUGAUGGUCCUUCGGCACACGGCUGGGCCCAAGUCCUCCUUCAUGACAGCGGAGAAGAGAGCACGCUUGAGAAGCAACCCUGUGAAGGUUCACUUUGCAGAGGAGGUGGUGGUCAACGGGCACACUCAGGGAAACUCGUUGCUGUUCCUUCCCAACGUCCUGAAGGUCUACCUGGAGAACGGCCAGACAAAGGCCUUCAAGUUCGAAGCCAAAACCACAGUGAAGGAAAUUGUGCUGACUCUGAAGGAGAAGCUGUCCAUACGAUCGAUUGAGUACUUUGGGCUGGUGCUGGAGGAACAGUACAGCGUCAACAAGCAGCUGCUGUUACACCAAGAGGAGUACAUCCAGCAGGUGGUGCACAAGAAAGAGGUCCAUGACUACAGGUGUUUGUUCCGCGUCUGCUUCGUGCCCAGAGAUCCCCUAGAACUGCUGCAGGAAGAUCCCGUGGCCUUUGAGUACCUCUACCUGCAGAGCGUCAACGACGUGCUGCAGGAGCGCUUCGCUGUGGAGAUGAAGUGCAACACGGCACUGCACCUGGCCGCACUGCACAUCCACGAGCGCCUGGACAGCUGUGGCCAGACUCACCGCACCUCCCUGAAGAGCAUCACGAAGGAGUGGGGAAUUGAGAACUUUAUCUCACCAACCCUACUGAGGAACAUGAGUGAGAAAGAUCUGAAGAAAGCGAUUGGCUACCACCUGAAGAAGAUUCGGGCCCUGCUGGAUCCCAAACAGAAGGUGAUAUCAGCAACCCAGGCUCGCCUAAGCUACCUGGCACAGCUGGGCGAGCUGCAGUCGUACGGAGGAAAGUGCUUCACCGCCACCAUACUGUUCCAGGACAGGGAGUCCAUGGUUAACCUCCUGGUGGGAGCCAGAUACGGCAUCAGCCAGGUGAUCAACCAAAGGCUCAACAUCAUCGUCGUUCUGACCGAAUUCACCAGCAUCACUCGCGUAGACCUCCUCCCCGAGUCUGAGAGGGUUAGCCUAGUCAAGAUUUACUUGCAGGACGUCAAGCAAAUAACCCUCCUGAUGGAGUCUGCUGCCGCCAAAGACUUCUCCUGCCUAGUAACUGGUUACUGCAAGUUGCAUCUGGACCCAGCCCUGACCGUUUUCUCCUGGAGCAGCCCUGCCAAGAUGUAUCGCAUCCCAACCGAGGCAGGCUACCCCCAAGAUGGUGGUGACCUAGAUGACUUCUCCAUAGUGGACAGCUCGGGCAAUGUGCUGGUCGACUUUCACUUCUCCAUUGAUGACGCGAGGGUGAUGCCAUUGCGAGAGGAGGAGGAUGGAAUGAAGGGUAACAAAAACGAAGAAGAGGAAGAAGUGGAAGCAAAUGGGAGCAAGGUAGCAGAUGAAGCAGCAGGUGACCGGGGAAACGAGGAAGAGGAUGAGACAUUAAACUUGUGCCAUAGCAGGAGCCAGUCUUUGGAAAACCUGGAUGAUGAUGACCUUCUGACCUGCUCUGCCGGCGAGCCUUCGAGCAUAGAUGCCAGUCAUCCCUAUCUUCUGGACACAUCUAUAUUGGAAAUGGAGCUCGAUGGAGAUGGCAUUAUCCAUGGUCUUGAGAAUACAGAACAGAAAAACGAGGCCUUCCUGUGUUUCAGGGACUUCUCUAGCAUGGCGGACUCUCUCCCCAGUCCCCCAGAGGCCACUGAUGAAGAGGACGAGCGCCAGCGAAUCAAUUUAGGCCACUUCAGUGAAGGUGGACUUACCAAGGGGGAUGAUGAUGUGGAGAGGCCCACCUCUUCUGCUCUCACUUUGGAUGUAGGUGACCUCCCCGAACAUCCUGAACCGGCCCAGGCUAGGCUGCAGGUCAUGCCCCAAGACCUUCGGCCAGCCCCUGUUCUCCAGCCUUCACCCAGUUUUGUAGACAGCAGCUCAGAGGACGAGUUCUUUGAUGCCAAUGAUAAAUUCGUACCUUCAGCAGCUGGUCAGGAGACCUCAGUGAUCCGCAAGGACAGAGCAGGCAUGACCCGCACGCUGAACCUGCAUAACCUCAGCUGCACAGAGCAGGAGAGGGAGGAAAAUGAGAGGGACCAAAUGUCAACACCACCAGCAACCUCAAGUGUUGUGAAAAAGUUGCGCAAACGUCACUUCUUCGCAGAGAACUACACAUCCCAAGUGUCCUUCCCUGUGACAGAAAGAGAGAAUCAGAUGGUGGAUGAGGACCAGUUGGGCAGGUUUGACAAUGAUCCCUCAAACUGUUCCUUAGAAAAUGAGCCUUUCCAUCACCCUGAGCCACCAAUCCAUUCAGGCUCUCAUCUGCCAGGUUCCCCUGGCAACUCGACAAGUGAGAAGCUCAUUCAGAACAAUCAGCUUUCAUUUGACCUCUUGGAGAUGAACCCAGACACUUUGGAGUACAAACUCUUUAAUGGCUCUCCUGUGGUUUUGGCGGAGUAUAGCCAAGUAGACCCAGAGGCCAAGAACGGCAACAAAUGUUUAGAACAUUUUUCUGGUUCUGUUGAAGAAACAGUCUCCAGUGACAGUGUGGUCCUCAACAGCUCAGAAGCCAGUAAUAAAGGGCUGCCUUCCUCAGAAAAGCAGUCAUCCCUGAGUUGUACACUUGGGGGACAAGAUGGUAAAGCGAGGUACUCCGAAGUUCAAAUGUCUCCCCUACAGCUUACACAUAGUCCACAAUUCAUACCUACUAAUACCUCAGUCUUCAGCUCACGUAGUUCAGAAGAGACACAAGGAGCUGAGGACAAUGAGGCAGGUUUAGAGGCUGAGUCUCAAAGUGUCACUGCAGACCAAUGGACAAAUGACAGCAGCUGUCUUGUCAUGGUCUCCAGUAGGCGUAUUUCCCUUAGUUUUGAAAGCAUUUUGCUGGUAGAAACUGAGGCUUCAGAUAUUGUUGAAGCAAGUAGCGUCACAACCAAUGAAACAACAAACACAAAUUCGCAAAGACGCUCCUUAGGCUUAGUGGGCCGACUGUCAAACUCUGCUCUGCGAAAAAAGAUCCGAAAGCUUCCUUGCUGUCUCUCUAGGUCCCAGGAAACUCUCAACACUUUGGGCAGCUGCACUGACAAAACCACUUCAGAAAGACACAUGGACGAAAGCCAGGUUGCUACUGAGGUCACUGAGGUGACUGAAGCAUCUACUGCAGACGUGGAAGAGCCCAGCGAACUGACAGAGGAAGUCAUAGAGAUGCCGACUGAAGAAUCGGAAGAUGACCCAAAGCUACUGAAGGUGGUCACAGAAAACAGGUCUGACACUGAUACAUUCUGUCAUCGCUUAUGUUCCGAUGUUGAAAGAUCAGAAUCUAAAAUGUUACAACUCUGUAAGCACCCAGAUGUGGGCAUGUGCAACAUUGGUUCUGCUAUUCUGUCAAGAGAGGACGAGUCAGAGGAUGUGGGGGAUCACAUGACUGAGGUGCUUCAAGAACCCAAGGAACUAUAUAGAGAUUUAAAACCAUGUGAGUCCAAGCAGCCUCAGCCCUUGCCCCAUCCUUACACGAAGGGGAUGGUUGAAUUUAUGCCUCCACCUGUGCUGCUGGUGUCCCGGACUCCCCAGGAACACUGCGGGUGCCAAAGUUAUUCUAAUUGCUUCAGCAGGCAGACAGACAGAAGAAAUUUAGACGAGGAAGAGAUGCCGGAUCAGACACAGGGAAGAGAGGGCACAUGCCUAACAGUACCCUCCAUGUAUCCCGCUUCCUCCAUCCCUCCGUUCUCCAGGGUUGUUCUCCCUCGUUCCUCUUCCUCAGAACUAAGCCCCUUGCUGUCUCCUCUGGACCCUGCUGACUGCAGCCCACCAGAUUCUCUGCAGGAAGUGCUCAACCAACUACGCGGUCGGCACUAUAGGGUCCCUGGGGGCUUCUCCCUGCUGCAGCAGGAUCUGCUGGAGCUGCUGACCAUCCUUGAGGCAGAGCCCCAGGGCCGGGGGCAGCACCACUGGGAAACAUGCGUAGCACAUCUCUCAGAGAACAAGCACCUGCUCCAUGCCGAGGCGCGCAAGCUGAUGUCCAACUGUCAGCGGGUUAUCCGGGUGGGCCAGGGCCCUGACGAGAUGCUGCGGACCUUGAGCGAGAGCUUCCACACCCUGGUGCAGCUGGCCAGCAUGUGUCUGUGCUUCUCCAGUUGCUGCCAGUGUGAGGGCAGCCUCACUAAGGUUCUGGGAAGCCUAAGGGAGAUAACCAAAGCCUACAGGGAAUUCUCUCAAGAGGCAGAGCUCGCCUGUGGAAGGAAGAGCUGCCAAGAUGUCAGCAUAAAAGUGCUAGCGAGACAAUGUACUGCCCUCACUGCCUCCGUCUUCUGCCUCACGCAGCUGUACUGCACCCUCGCUGCUCUCUGAUUCUGCCUUUGACCUACAACCUCUAACGCUCAAGUCCCACUUGUGAGAGAUAGGAAAACUCGGAGGCAAUGGAGGAACUUGCUAUGGUAGAGAAAUUCCUAUGCCAAGUUGCAAAAGACAGGGUGUACCUGAAAGGUACCUGAGAGGUACACUCCAAAUUCCAGCACGCACGAGUAAAUGGGACAUGCAAAUCUGAAGAAACACUCACAAGUGGCAGCUCCAUGUAGUCCUACUACAGCAUUCUUGGUCUUCGUCUACAAACUCCAGCCACUUGCAUACUUGGUCUUUGUCUAUGAACCCUGGAUACUUGCAUACUUGUUCUUUGUCUAUGAACUCUGGAUACUUCCAUACUUGGUCUUUGUCUAUGAACUCUGGAUACUUCCUACUUUGUCUACCAACUCUGGACACUUGCAUACUUAGUCUAUGUAUACGUAUGUAUGUAUUUAUUGUCCUCAGCUUAUUUAGUACCUUAUUGUAAUGGCUGAUGUCAGGGAAGUAAUGAGCAGGGAAGGGAUCUUUUAUGUCCUGAUUCAAUAGUCCUGUUAAAUGGAUUGUGUGAAGAAACAUGCUAAAGCAAGCUGUCCUAUUCUUUUUAUUUUAAUUUAGCGUAAACACUGGAUGAAUGUUUAACAUACAGUAAUUAUGGCAACUACUGAACUGUUUAAUACAAUAAUUUAAAGAGAAGAAGGUAAUUUUAAGCCACUAUGGCUGUGUGUUUCUUCAAUACAUGGUUUAUAUGAACACGCUCCAUGCUAAAGGGAUAAUGCUGGUUUUUCACAUGGGCCAAAGGUGUAAGAUAUAAUUGCAUGAGAUGUAGAUGCAAAUGCAAACAAAAACCUUUAAUUACUCAUUGUCUUGAAAAUUAUGUAGGUUUUUUGUAUAUACAUAUAUAUCUCCAAUGCAAUGUUCUGUUCUUCAGGAAAAAGGUGGUGGGGCUUGCAAGACUGUUCUAACAUUCAACAAACGGUAGCCAUGUCUUUCCACAGUACGGCAAGAUGAAUGUCUGUCUCAGAGAAACGGCAACCUCUCGUUUCGUAAAGCACAACUGCAGUAGGGCUUGCGUUACCGAAGAAGGCGUGAAGCACAGUGCCUGUGAUGAAGAUACGUAGGAUUAAAACGCUGACGAAUUGACUGAGCUGCAAAUGGGUAAUCUGGGAGAAGUGUCUAGUGUUGCUGGGGGACUUGCAAAUAUUUAGUUUUUCAGAACUGUUUGUUCAAAAAUCUCUUGUAUUCUUAUACUGCAUGAAGAGCAAGAAUCAAAAUCCAAUGUCCUGAAGUAAGGAUGCUGGUAAGUCGAGUAUGAAACCUAGCUGAUUAUUAUUUAGUAGCGAUUCUGUCAUUAUGGAUGCACUGGGACCGUGAGCUAGGAGUUAUGAAUGGUCCUUGUCAUGCUGCCUACAGCAGAAACAUUGAUAACUGGUCCUAAGUUUGGUUCUUACUGUAUUUUCCAUGGAGGAAAUCUUUGUUUGAACCUUGUAUUUGUUACUUGAAUUCAGCUCAGAUGUAGGUGAGUCAUUCAUACAUGUUUACAUGGUCAUGUUCCUGCCAAAACCCUAAUUUCAUACUGAAAACAGAUAUAUAACUGAAGAUGCUCUAAGGUUAAAGGUCAUUCUGUUCUAUAUGGAAAUGUUUGGUUUGGUUGGUAGAGAACGUUUUUUUUUUGCCAAAAUCUAUUUUUUAAUAACUGAAAGAACAAUGAUACAAAGCGCUCCGGUGCAAAUCUCAAUUACAGCUGUAGAUACAGUAAAUCCUGCUUGCUAAAAGCCAUAUCUGUGAGCUGUCUAAGAAAUGAAGGGACAAUCACUGCUGUUUUUAUGCUGAAUUAAACAUUGGUUUUAAAUAAAA